AUGUUAUCUAUCUUUCCCGGUUGCACAUUCUUUUUCUUGCUCACUGUUUUUCUUAUUGUGUUUUCAUCUCUCUCUCUCUCUCUCUCUCUCUCUCUCUCUCUCUCUCUCUCUCUCUCUCUAACAUACUGGCUUUUGUUCUCUUUCUUUCACUCCUUUUUAAAUCCUCUUUCUCCCACUCUCUCCUUAUUUUAUUAUUCUCCAUGUCUAUUCUUUCUCUCUGAUUUUUUCUUUUACCUUCUUUUCAUUUUUUUUUCAUAUUCAAACACUUUCUUUCUCGCUCAUAUUUUCAUCUCUCUCUCUCUCUUACUCUCUCCCUCCCUCUCACUCUGUCUCUCUAACACUUUGGUUUUUCUUCCCUUUCUUUUUCUUUCUUUCUUUCUUUCUUUCUUUCUUUUCCUAAUCAUCUUUCUCCCACUCUCUCUUUAUAUCCGUAUUCUCUUUGUUUAUUCAUUUGCUCUGAUUAUUUCCUUUAUCCUCUUUUCAUUUUUCUUCUUAUGCUGCUUUCCACUUUCUCUUUGCUUAACCUUCUCUUUCUUUUUCAAUUGCAUUAAUUUAUUUUUAUUCUUAAUUUUUUUCCCUACCUUCCUUUCUUUACUCUUCCUUUCCAUUUUUCUUUCAAAAAUUCUCUUUCCUACCAUUUUGAUCACAUCUCCUUAA
Messenger RNA from Acanthosepion pharaonis, 657 nucleotides. Lineage: Eukaryota; Metazoa; Mollusca; Cephalopoda; Sepiida; Sepiidae. The record is from the annotation of a GenBank genome assembly.